Molecule: messenger RNA, 571 nt
Organism: Symbiodinium necroappetens
Lineage: Eukaryota; Dinophyceae; Suessiales; Symbiodiniaceae
Source: the annotation of a GenBank genome assembly
GAUCUCCGAGUUCGCCUUUGCCGGGCCCGGACUCCGCUGGCUGGGGGCCGAAUCCGGCAGCUUCCUGGGGGCGCCAGGUUUGAUGCUGCGCAGCUGGCAGGACUCCCUCAACGAGGUGACGCCCCGCUUGCGACUGGUCCGCAUUUCUGGGAACUCCACGCUUGACAAGGAGAUUGGCAAAUGUCGAGGUUCCUGGAUGGCGCAUCACUAUCGAAGAGCCCCGUUCGUGUCGACCAUCCAGCAGCAGAUAUCUCCAAUGGCAUGGAAGUUUGCCGCGAGCAGCAAUGCCAUCGCAGCUACCGCCAUCUUAGGCUUGGUCAGCGUAAUCUUCCCGCAGGAUGACGAUGCUCCGCUCCUCGCUGCCGCGGUGGCAGAGGCUUCUGUGGACUGCGCAGCCGUGUCGCUGCAGGGGCAGACCCAGGUUUCACCGGAAGUCUGCCGCGAAGAGAGAAGAGAGGAUCCGCCUGACACAGUUUAUGUCAAGCUGCAAGACGUGACUGAAACAAGUCUCAUGAAGGUCGUGAGUACUCUUUGCGAUGUCGCUCCGUCCAAAGUGGCGGAAGAGCUUUGA